Molecule: messenger RNA, 235 nt
Organism: Trichobilharzia regenti
Lineage: Eukaryota; Metazoa; Platyhelminthes; Trematoda; Strigeidida; Schistosomatidae
Source: the annotation of a GenBank genome assembly
ACAAAUGGUUUCCGUUUCGACAAUAACUUAACUCUGGGAUUAAAAUUGACUUUGAACGAUGUAGUAACAUUUCCUGGUAGUAAAACAGAGGCAAAUCUAACUAUCAUCGGUGAGCUAGUUUGUCUAAUCUACAAUCGUAAUCCAACCACAAUGAAUGCUUGUAAAACUUCAUCGGUGAGGAGAAUUAUGAAAAGUGUUGUCGUAAAGGUUAGAAGGUCAACAACUGAGGAAACAG